GACUCUCCACUGUAUUCUCCAAGGGCCAUGAAUAUAAUGUCAAAGAGCAAGAAAGCAAAGACGGCAUGUCCCAACAGUACCACAAGAAACCCCAUGGUUAAUGACGUCAGAGAGCGCAGAUUGAUGAAAGAACUUCAAGACAUCACUAACAAUGCCACUACCUUCACCGUGGACCUGGUAAACGACAAUCUUUUCGAGUGGCACAUAAAACUGCACACAGUGGACAAGGACAGCCACCUCGCUGAGGGGAUGAGAGCAAACAACAUUGGUUACAUCCUCCUCAACAUGACAUUUCCUGACAACUUCCCGUUUGCGCCUCCCUUCGUACGAGUGGUAGCCCCCAUUGUGGAGGGGGGUUAUGUGCUGGACGGGGGCGCGCUCUGCCUCGAACUCCUCACCCCUAAUGGCUGGACAGCAGCCUACACAAUCGAAGCCAUCGUCACGCAAGUCGGCUCCGCUCUCAUCAAAGGGAACGCCAAAAUCGCCAAAGACGGACGAAAGUUCUCGCUCAAAGCCGCACAAGCAUCAUACAAAUCCCUUAUAAAAACCCACGAGAAAUACGGCUGGGUAACUCCACCCAAGGCGGAGGGAUAAUCCCGCCACACCCCCCUUUCACGUUGUGAGAACUCAGUUUCAAGUGUGUACACGUGACAGUCAGCAGGGAAUGUAUCCCCAAAAGUGACUUGUAGAAUGAAGAGAAUCUGCGGACAACUUGUUGCCACUGGUUAGAUGUACAGAAAUGAGCAUUUGUCAUAUAAAAAUAUGCAGUCCUUGCAUACCGGCUAAUAUAAUAUGCGCUAUAACGUAGUGUGUUACGUCGACUGGGAUAUUAGAGAAAAAUAUUCGUGUGAGCCGGUCUGUAAUCCGUUGGUGACAUGUUCUGAAUUCCUCGGCUGCGUUAUUCAUAUUGUAACAAUCCCGAUGUGAAAUUAGGAGAAAACGGUUUCCGUCGAAUCGGGAGAUGACGUAGAAAAGUGCAUUCAAAUUUCCCUUAAAAAUUAAUGGGUUUUAUCAAUUAAUCUGUCAUCUUUAGUCUGGUGACGAUUUGUUUCGUUGUUUUACAUCGCUUUGUUUUUUGCGCUUAGCUUUGAAUUGCAUAACUUUGUAAUUAAAUCUUAACUCUUCAUUUGAAAAUUUGCAGUUCUUAACAUGCCUUACUACAGCUUAACGUCUCCGUGCAGAUUUUAUUAAUAACUAGAGCAGAAAACCCGUCCCUCGUACGCUUGAUGUUGGCGAAUAACCCAUUCUGUCCUCCUCGCCGCUCUCCUCUCAUUUAUUGAUGAUGUUACAAUGGUUUGAGAACCGAUCUGGUGGUGUAAAGAUGUUUGAAAAUAACAUUUAUUUAUCAUGCUCUUUGGCACCACUUGGGGUCUAAAUUUUAAAAUCACCAUUUUAAGGUCAAUUUUUCAUUUACUGGAACCAUUCUUAAGCCAAACUACACAUAUUAUCAUAAAGACAAAAAUCUUGCGUUUAAAAUCAUAAAUAUGGUUCUGCACUAUCGCAAAAUGAAGUCGAGAAUAUGGUGUCAAUAAAAUGGCAACAGAUAUUAUAUAAAAAUCGUUCCGCUAACCGCGUUACUUAUAGAUUGAUGUCUAAAAUUCAAGAUUUAUAAUGCUACUUCGCAUUAAGGACUCAUUUAACAAACAUAAUCUCUGUAUAAUAUGACAAGAGUUGUGCAAGAGAUUAAAUCAACAUCAUCCAGACAUGAUGGGAUCUGACCUGAACAAAUAAGGUUUUCUUUAAAUAUCACCCUAUUUAUAGCAGUGCCGUAAAAUUUAGUUUAAAGUUUUACUGUGGUGCCUGUUCAGAUUUAUCUACGCUGACUGAUGACCGCCAGACCGCUGAAGCCGUGCCAUAUCAGUCGGUUAGUCCUAGUACAAUCCUAUAGUAUUUUAAUUUGGUUUUCCUUUAACAUCGAUAUCGCGUUUAAUUCUCACACGGGCCAAACCCUUCGAUUUUUAAACGGUAUAAAUUCUCUAUUUGAUGAAUCAGCAUCAGCAGCAUCAGUCAGCGUAAAAAACUUAUUUUCCAAGACACCACAGAAAAUAUGUAAAAGAAUCUAGAGCAAAUAUUUCUAACAUAAGAGAGACUUAAAUAUUAAGCUUAUUGGCAGUGAUUCUUUGAUUAUCUUUACAUAACAGUUGUUUUCGAGAUGUAAACUGGUAUAUUUUUAUGAGAAAAGAAGUUUAAUGAGCUAUAAUAUAAUCCACCACUAUAUCAUUCAGCAGUCACAUUCUUUCAUUAUCUAUUUGUGAGAUAGCUAAUUUAUUGUUAAUUGUAAUUUUACACUUGAAAGCUUUUA
Messenger RNA from Bolinopsis microptera, 2302 nucleotides. Its product is annotated as ubiquitin-conjugating enzyme E2Q-like protein 1. The coding region runs from base 28 to 594 and encodes 188 amino acids. The record is from RefSeq and is a predicted model, not a curated record. NCBI's taxonomy places the organism in Eukaryota, Metazoa, Ctenophora, Tentaculata, Lobata, Bolinopsidae. The transcript is spliced from 3 exons.